Balaenoptera musculus (blue whale) is the source of this 402-nucleotide messenger RNA. It is a transcript of the gene NHLH1, whose product is annotated as nescient helix-loop-helix 1. Gene Ontology annotation, biological process: regulation of transcription by RNA polymerase II. Lineage: Eukaryota; Metazoa; Chordata; Mammalia; Artiodactyla; Balaenopteridae. Gene Ontology annotation, molecular function: DNA-binding transcription factor activity, RNA polymerase II-specific; RNA polymerase II cis-regulatory region sequence-specific DNA binding; protein dimerization activity. The transcript has a single exon. The record is from RefSeq and is a predicted model, not a curated record. Bases 1 to 402 code for a protein of 133 amino acids.
AUGAUGCUCAACUCAGACACCAUGGAGCUGGACCUGCCUCCCACCCACUCUGAGACCGAGUCCGGCUUCAGCGACUGUGGGGGCGGGGCGGGCCCUGACGGGGCGGGGCCGGGGGGGCCGGGAGGGGGUCAGGCUCGCGGCCUGGAGCCGGGAGAGCCGGGCCGGAAAGACCUGCAGCACCUGAGCCGUGAGGAGCGGCGGCGCCGGCGGCGCGCCACAGCCAAGUACCGCACGGCCCACGCCACGCGGGAGCGAAUUCGCGUGGAAGCCUUCAACCUGGCCUUCGCCGAGCUGCGCAAGCUGCUGCCCACGCUGCCCCCCGACAAGAAGCUUUCCAAGAUUGAGAUCCUGCGCCUGGCCAUCUGCUACAUCUCCUACCUGAACCACGUGCUGGACGUCUGA